GUCAGCAUGAAGGCCCUGAUAUUCCUGGCUCUGCUUGGAGCUGCAUUUGCUGCAGCUCUGGAUGAUAAGAUUGUCGGAGGGUAUGAGUGUCCCAGCCACUCUGUUCCCUACCAGGUGUCUCUGAAUGCUGGAUACCACUUCUGCGGUGGAUCCCUGAUCUCCAGCCAGUGGGUGUUGUCUGCUGCUCACUGCUUCAAGUCUCGUAUCCAGGUCCGUCUCGGUGAGCACGACGUCGGCGUGAACGAGGGCACCGAGCAGUGGAUUGACGGCGCCAGGAUGAUCAAGCACCCGCAGUACAACAGCUACAACCUGGACAACGACAUCAUGCUGAUCAAACUGAGCCGCCCCGCCACCCUCAACAGCUUCGUCCAGACCGUGGCCCUGCCCUCCCGCUGCCCCGCGGCUGACGAGAACUGCCUGGUGUCCGGGUGGGGCAACACGUCGGCCAACGGCAACGACUUUCCCGACAGGCUGCAGUGCCUGAGGCAGCCCAUUAUCGAUGACAGGAUCUGCAGGAACGCCUACCCACACCUCCUCACCGAGAACAUGCUCUGCUCCGGGUUCAUGCACGGGGGGGCCAGCAGCUGCCAGGGGGACUCUGGAGGUCCUCUGGUGUGUAGUGGUCAGCUGCAGGGGGUCGUGUCCUGGGGUUAUGACUGCGCCAUGAAGGGACACCCCAGCGUCUACGCCCGUGUGUGCCGCUACAACAGCUGGAUCAGCAAUGUUAUGGGCAACAACUGA
Messenger RNA from Hippoglossus stenolepis (Pacific halibut), 741 nucleotides. RefSeq names its product trypsin-like. The record is from RefSeq and is a predicted model, not a curated record. Gene Ontology annotation, molecular function: serine-type endopeptidase activity. Lineage: Eukaryota; Metazoa; Chordata; Actinopteri; Pleuronectiformes; Pleuronectidae. The coding region runs from base 7 to 741 and encodes 244 amino acids. The transcript is spliced from 5 exons. Gene Ontology annotation, biological process: proteolysis.